Messenger RNA from Papilio xuthus (Asian swallowtail), 1803 nucleotides. RefSeq names its product sex-lethal (gene Sxl). The coding region runs from base 229 to 1242 and encodes 337 amino acids. Gene Ontology annotation, cellular component: ribonucleoprotein complex; nucleus. The record is from RefSeq and is a predicted model, not a curated record. The transcript is spliced from 8 exons. NCBI's taxonomy places the organism in Eukaryota, Metazoa, Arthropoda, Insecta, Lepidoptera, Papilionidae. Gene Ontology annotation, molecular function: mRNA binding.
UAUCAAGUCAGCGGUUGUCAUUUAAUGUUCUAUUCUGUUAGAUUCUUUAAAAUUAUUGUAGAAUAGUAUUUAGAGAUAAGUCUCUACGAUUUUAUACAACAACGUUGUAAGGUGAUAAAGUGUAAAUAAUUUGUUUAAGUAACAUAAUGAAGUUAUAAAACGAUUGCUCAAUAUAAAGUAGCGGUCUAGGUGUUAUAAUUAUAUAAACAGUGUAAAUAAAUCUCAUAAAUGUGUGAGAGAUAUCCAGGACACCUGUUUGGCACUCCUGUCAGUGGCUGGGACAGGGGGUACAAUCCAUUAGAAAAUCAAAUCCAGCAGCAAUAUCGAGGUCGUGGUGUGGGUCCGGGGGUGCGGUGCUGGGGCAGUAUGUCGGAGGGCGGCGGCGUGGCGGCCGCGGCCGACUGUAGGACCAACCUCAUCGUCAACUACUUGCCGCAAACAAUGACAGAGAAGGACCUGUAUGCAAUGUUCAUGACAAUCGGACCUAUUGAGAGUUGUCGUGUUAUGAAGGACUUUAAGACUGGUUACAGCUACGGGUUCGGCUUUGUGAACUUUACGCGGGAGGAGGACGCGGCGCGCGCUAUUGACACAUUCAACGGAUACCGACUCAGGAAUAAAAGAUUAAAGGUGUCGUACGCGCGUCCCUCCGGCGAAGACAUAAAAGACACCAAUCUAUACGUGAGCAACCUUCCCCGCGCCGUCACUGAUGAACAGUUGGAGACGAUCUUCGGCAAAUAUGGCCGCAUCGUGCAGAAACAUAUCCUGCGCGAUAAGAAUAGUGGCACGCCGCGAGGUGUAGCUUUCGUAAGGUUCGACAAGCGGGAGGAGGCGCAGGAGGCGAUAGCGGCACUCAACAACGUCAUACCUGAAGGUGGCACAGAACCUCUCAGUGUUAAGGUGGCGGAGGAGCACGGCAAGCAGAAGGCGGCUUUCUACGCGGGCUGGGCGGCUGGGUUCCAGCACAAUAGAGGUGACUUCUCCUGGAGCUGCGGCAAUUGUAUGGUACCUGAACCGUGGGAGACGUUCCAGAACCCACCAUUGGGUGGAAGUCACCCCAACACACCCAGAAAUGGUUGCAGACCGGGUGCCUGUGCUAAUACCAGGGUAUACCCAAAUUAUCCACCGAAUAAAAACACCCCCAGAACUCCGAGGCAAGUGAGGAAUCUUCCCUGGGCACCGAAUUUCCCUGAAGAUAGGUUUAAAGGUCAAAGAUGUAGAAAUGGUACUGCGCCGUACUGGUGAUGUUUGUUGUACAGUGUUGGGGUAAAGUUGCUUUAUAUUUUGGAUAGGCUAUGAAUUAUUUUCAGUACCUAUGUUGUAAUGUGUACGAUGUAUGGAAAUCUGCGUCUUUUAUGAGUUGUAUGAUUUUAUUGUAUGAAGUUUUUUUAUUGAGAUGUGGAUUGAUUGAUUUGAAUAUCGUUUAGGUUUUUUCUUAAUGUGUUUUCUGAUUUAGUUAAAAUUGUUUUUUUUUAAUUAUUUUUGCAUCGAAUGAAUUUGAUUGACUCAAUUUAUUCGGAAGAUGAAAGAAAAUUAUCUAGCUUUUAUUUAAGUUUUAGGAAUCUUGAGAUAAAAUUUUUAUACAAAGAAUAAAAUGCUAUUUCUUAUUCUAGUUUUUAUAAAAUAUAAACUAACAGUAUUGAAUCCAGGAAACGACUUCUGUCUGAGUUAUUGUGCGACUAUAUCAUUGGUUGGAGUUAUAAAUGUAUUGAUAUGUAUGGAAUGUAUGGGACGUGUAUGAAGUUGUAUGAAGUUGUAUGAAGUCAAUUAUUGUAUUAUUUUUUAAGUUGUAAAUAUUUGAAUUAG